AACGUGCAUAAUUUUGACAGACCAAUGAUUUAUUCCAGGACCUUUCGGGUGUUUCGAAGACCUAUUUUGGUCAAAUCAAAAACAAGAUCGACUUUGUUCCGCUCCGACUCAAAUUUCCGAAACCAUGACCUGGUCCAACCUGCCCGCGCCCCUGCUGGAACCCAUCCUGCGGCGACUUUCGUUCCGCGACAAACUGUCCUGCUCGCUGGUGUGCCGCCGCUGGAACCAAACCGUAUUCGCCGCCGUUCUGUCCCAGUCCGCUCGGUUGCGGCUGGUCCGCUGGAACCGGGCCGCGGCCAGCUACGAACUGCUGGACAAGCAGGUGCUGCUGGCGAACAAGCGCUGCUACCGGAACGUGGAGCUGGGAUGGGGGGAUGAUCAGGGAGGGUUGGACGGAUUGGUGCUGCUGCUGCACAUGUUGCCGCGGUACGCGUUGCGGAGUUUGACGGUGAAUGCCACGCCGGACGGGGGGUUGGUGGAGUUUUUUGGGCGGUGCAAGGAGGUUUUGGCCGGGUUGACGGAGCUGACUGUGAGGAUAAGCGGGCCGAGGAGGCCGUACCACGCGAGGGAUGAGCUGGAGUUUGAAUGGUGUCACGUGGUCAUUCCGGGGUUGCAGGCGCUCUGGUGGGUCGAUACGGUGGUUGGAGGGAUUGGGCACGUUCGGCCAACGUUUGCGAUUGAGGCGCCGAAGUUGUCGUUUGUGAAGAUUCAGACGUCCCGCUGGUUGUCGUUUUGCGUGCUGAACCUUAACUGGAGCAAUUCGAUCGGGAGGUUGGAGUUGGACAUUCCGAACAAGAUUUGGCGCAAUUUGGGUGUGAACAGGUUCGACCAGCUGGAGGUGCUGCAUUUUGCGGAUGUUUCUGCCGAAACGUUCGAUUUGCACCUUGAAACGCCUAAAUUUAGGGUGGAAUUGCUGAGCAGGAUGACGAACCUGCGCUACGUUCAGAUUAGUUCCGUCAAGGACGCGCUUUUUAGGGACGUUUGCCGGGUUUGCACCAAGUUGUACUCGAUGAAGCUGUGCGGAUUUACGAUUUCGUACAAAUCCUUGCCCCAUUUGGAUAUGCUGCAACGACUGCAGAAUCUAACGCUGACGGACGGGGUCAUCCAGUGCCAGAACUGGAGUCCGGUGCCAUUGAGAGCCGGGUGGAUGUUGAGUCUUGGAACGGCUCAGAUUAAGGAGUGGACUAAAGGGUUGGCCAACUGUGGCAAGACGCCACAAGAAGUGGAGAAUGUCAUCACCGGCUGUUUCGCCAGAUAUUCCCGGCAGGUUCCGGUCUAAUGUAAAUUUUUUACAACCAAGUUGUAUUUCAUUUGAAUUCUUUACUCUGAGAAAUAAAAAUUAACCUGGUUUGUUAAGUCA
Molecule: messenger RNA, 1360 nt
Organism: Culex pipiens pallens (northern house mosquito)
Lineage: Eukaryota; Metazoa; Arthropoda; Insecta; Diptera; Culicidae
Exons: 2
Coding region: 125-1279 (384 amino acids)
Molecular function (GO): protein binding
Source: RefSeq, a predicted model, not a curated record